Messenger RNA from Arachis stenosperma, 1413 nucleotides. Its product is annotated as tyrosine-protein phosphatase DSP3-like. The transcript has 5 exons. Bases 364 to 975 code for a protein of 203 amino acids. Gene Ontology annotation, molecular function: phosphatase activity. NCBI's taxonomy places the organism in Eukaryota, Viridiplantae, Streptophyta, Magnoliopsida, Fabales, Fabaceae. Gene Ontology annotation, biological process: protein dephosphorylation. The record is from RefSeq and is a predicted model, not a curated record. Gene Ontology annotation, cellular component: cytoplasm.
UCUCUGCAUUUUUGGCGCUGUGAGGGACCUUCGCCAACAGCAAUUUAGUUGUACCGCCGUUUCGGAAUCCACCCAAUUCUCUAAAACGCCGUCGUUUCGAUUCCGUCUUUCCCUCUCUCUUUAAAUACCUAAUAACUCUUUAGAAUCCCAAUCCAUAAGGAACAACCAUGCAUUAAAAUUCGUUCAAAGAUUCAAAGAUUUAGGAUUUAGAAUCCUAACACCUUCCUCUCUUCCAAUUCUAAUUCAAUUCCAUGUUGAUUCACUGGUAUCUCUGAUUUUAGAGAGAGAAACAGAGAAAGGAGAGAGAAUUUCAAUUCUUUUGGGAAAAAACGAAAAAGUGUUCUUUUUUUGGUUUUAGUUAGAAUGGGAUUGAUAGUUGAGGUUGAUACCGUAGACGAGGACGCCGCUGUUUUGGUCCCGCCGCCGAAUUUCUCAAUGGUGGAGGACUGCAUUUUCCGAUCCAGUUUCCCCACUCCUUCCAAUUUCCCUUUUCUCCAAACCCUAAACCUUCGAUCCGUCAUAUACUUGUGUCCAGAGCCCUAUCCGGAAGAAAAUCUGGAGUUUCUUCGAUCGCAGAACAUUCGGCUCUUUCAAUUUGGAAUCGAGGGGAAGACGGAUGUUUCUUUACCAAUUCUCAGGGAUUCUAUUAUGGAGGCCCUGAAAGUUUUAAUUGAUGUGAGAAAUCACCCAGUUUUGAUUCAUUGCAAACGAGGAAAGCAUAGAACAGGUUGCCUUGUUGGCUGCUUGAGAAAAUUGCAGAAUUGGUGCCUAACUUCUGUGUUUGAGGAGUACCAACGAUUUGCGGGUGCGAAAUCGAGGAACGGGGAUUUAACCUUUAUAGAUAGGUUUGACAUUGUAAGCCUGAGGCAGUGCCUUUACAGUAUCAUCUACCAGUAUCAAGGAUAUGGUUCGAAGAAGCGGCGAUUGCUGUAUACAGAUGAGAACUUGCAGAAGCCCCGACUGGCAUCGUUUUAGUUGUGUGCCGGGAUUUGAAACCCUUUUCCUUUGCCCAUGAAAUGGUAGAUUUUUUAGUAGUGUCAUGGUUCAUUUUUACAUGCUCCAACUCAAAGUUUUAGGUUUUUCAGAGUACUGCUAAAGAAACGGUCUUUUUUCUUCUUAUCUUUUCUUUCUUUCUCUUUUUUAUUUUGGUUGUGUUGUUGCUAUGUUGCUAUGUUCCUUCCAUUUUUAUUUUCUCAAAAACACACACACAAUACAAAAAUGCAACCAAUUAUUUUCAGAAAAGAGGCUUCUCAUGCCACACAUUGCUUGAACUUUUGAACCAAACAAGAGCUUAGUUCAUUCAUAAGGGGAUUGGAUCCCAGUAAUUUUAUUCAUAAGAGUGAACAAUGUAGUCUGCACAUUUGGUAACAUGUUUCAGUUGUUGAAAGUUGGUUCAAACUUAAUGAAAGAUAU